AUGCAGGUCUCAAAGCCUCGUCGGCAUAGAACAGCAUCUGAUCCAUUUUCCGAUCCCACCUCUCACUCCUAUUCCGCAUACGGUAUCCCAACUCUCUCUAGAAACGCCCCUGCUCAACAGGUCACCAACCGUCCACCACCUGUUCCUUCAAAGGUCACCACCAGACCCGCCCCCACCAAGCGAUCAUACCCAUCCCCCGCAAUGAAUCGCGAGAACGUAGCUGAAGCAGUCCGAGAUACCGUUCAGUUACGCUCGAAUGACCAGAACCCUCGGACCAAGAUAGGGAGAAGCCAGACUGAACUUCCCCCUCCUUCUGGUUCACGACCUCCCACCGCACCCGUUUCGCGGCGCUCGUUGUCUCAAGACUCUGUGCUCCGUGCAGCCAACACAGUGGAGAAAUCAAAGACUAAUACUCGUGCUCGUGCAGGCAAGAAAGGUUCCUCGCAUGCCGAUGUUAUCGAUAGACUAGAUUUUUCCGGCGUCGGCCCCAUGUUCCACCAUGACGGGCCAUUUGAUGCAUGUGCACCCUCGCGCAAUCGUCACCGUACUAGAGCACCCAUGCUGGCAUGGAGUGGUGUACACGACGCCGAUAAGGAGGCGCUUGCCAACGCCCACGAUGUUGCUCCAGGCUUGGGCCAUGAUUCGCCGUACCCGUCAGCUGCGGUGUACGUCCCCUAUCAAGCACCAAAGAAGAAGCACGACGCUAUCGCCGAGGCAUGGGGUACGCAUGAGCCGGAGCCUUUUGAGGACUUCUCUGCCGGGGGCGGAGCCACCACUCGCGGGAUCAGCGAACUCCGAGGCGCCUCUUCUCCUCGCGGCGUUGCGACUGCUAAUAGCAACUUGCGACGGACGAAGGACGGGCGUGCUGCCCGCGAUGUUUAUCGCGAAUAUUUGGACGAUGGUCAGGUACCGUCCAACCGUCGCCAGCAGACCAAGCGUUCGAUCCCUCCUCCCCAACCCAUUUUCGUGGCUGACAAUGAAAGCGGCGAUAGCGGUUCUCCCCCUUCUCCCUCAGCUGGUCCUCCUUCGCCUGGGACCCCCAAGCGCACGAGGUCUAUCAUGCGCCGCAUUCGCAAAAUGCGCGACAGUCCCAAUGUUCCUGUUGGCCCUGACGAUGUCCCACCGAAUGAGCAUGAGAUUUCCCCGACUUCGUCCAUGGAAGAUUCUGCUGUCACUCAUCCGGCGUACAAUGCGCGUCCGACUCAUCGCUCUCAGAACUCGUUCCUAGGGCGAUUUGGCCGUGGUACAAAUGCUAGGAGGGAAGAAGCCGUUGGGUCGGAAGACGUUGGCUCAUACGUCUACGUGGAUCCUGUGCCUCUUAACAAGGAGAAAUCCCUCCCUGCACCCCCUGGCAUGAAGGACAACGAUCUUUCACCGGGGGAUAAUGUAGCUGGGUAUUUCGACAACUCCGUCGGCGGUGCUGCAGGAUCUCCUGGCGGUGCUGGGCUCGGCAGGAAGACGAGCCUGUUGAAGAAGGUGAAGGGAGUAGUGAGAGAACAUAUGCCCCGUCAUCUUGCUAAAGAUUUUCGUGGCCUUCAUCUCAAGCCCGCGUAG
Messenger RNA from Sparassis crispa, 1554 nucleotides. RefSeq lists its product as hypothetical. The transcript is spliced from 4 exons. Gene Ontology annotation, cellular component: cytoplasm. Bases 1 to 1554 code for a protein of 517 amino acids. The record is from RefSeq and is a predicted model, not a curated record. NCBI's taxonomy places the organism in Eukaryota, Fungi, Basidiomycota, Agaricomycetes, Polyporales, Sparassidaceae.